This is a messenger RNA of Macaca mulatta (Rhesus monkey), 4896 nucleotides long. It is a transcript of the gene RBL1, whose product is annotated as RB transcriptional corepressor like 1. Gene Ontology annotation, biological process: cell differentiation; negative regulation of G1/S transition of mitotic cell cycle; regulation of transcription by RNA polymerase II. The record is from RefSeq and is a predicted model, not a curated record. Lineage: Eukaryota; Metazoa; Chordata; Mammalia; Primates; Cercopithecidae. Gene Ontology annotation, cellular component: nucleus; chromatin; transcription regulator complex. Gene Ontology annotation, molecular function: RNA polymerase II transcription regulatory region sequence-specific DNA binding.
ACUGCAGUCUUCUCUGCCCGCGUCUUUUAGCGACUAACAUAAGAUGAGGAUCCAUCUUCUAAUAUCCCUCACCAGUCCUUCCCCUCCGUCAUUUAGCGAACCGCUCACUGGGCACUGGGACUUUGGGGAGAGUCCCAGGAGGCCCCUCUUCGUCCAGGGGCUAUUUUUUUUCUCUUCCAGCCUCCAUCUCCUAACUCAAGGGGUACAGCUCAGUCAGAUUAUGUUUGGCGCCCCGGGACAGUGACAAACCCAGGGCCCGUGGAUAGAGGAGGCAUCUCACUACGCUGCACGAGGCCACCUCGCAGUAGGCAGCCCAGGCCUGCCCAAAAACCCAGGAGCCUAACCAGGAAGACAGGGGGAGGCCGCGGGCUUCAUCUCCCAGGAGAUGGACUACAUCUCCCAGCAGGCUCUGCGCGCAGGCUGAGGAUCCCUCCGCUCUUUUUUUUGUCCCGCCGGCUCGGCCCCCCGCGACCAGCCAAGGGCUAAGGCCAGGUAUUUCAGAAUCUGAGGUCCGUAUUCUUAUCACAUUUCUGGGGAGGGACGGCUAGGAGCUCCGGAGGAAAAACGGACUUUUUUUUGAGGAGAAAAGCGGAGGCAGACGGUGCAUGACGAAGCACCCCCGCAACUGCAAGUUUUCGCGCGCUUUGGCGCAGGUGGUUGUGGGUAGCGCGCCUGGGAGGGAGAAAGAAGUCGGGGGCCGUGGCGCGCCGCCCGCGGGGCCUGAAGGGAUGUUCGAGGACGAGUCCCACGCUGAGGGGGUGGCGGUGGUCGCCGCAGCCGGGGAGGCGCUACAGGCCCUGUGCCAGGAGCUGAACCUGGACGAGGGGAGCGCGGCCGAAGCCCUGGACGACUUUACUGCCAUCCGAGGCAACUACAGCCUAGAGGGAGAAGUUACACACUGGUUGGCAUGUUCAUUAUACGUUGCAUGCCGCAAAAGCAUUAUUCCCACGGUUGGAAAGGGUAUCAUGGAAGGCAACUGUGUUUCACUUACCAGAAUACUACGUUCAGCUAAAUUAAGUUUAAUACAAUUUUUUAGUAAAAUGAAGAAGUGGAUGGACAUGUCAAAUCUACCACAAGAAUUUCGUGAACGUAUAGAAAGGCUAGAGAGAAAUUUUGAGGUGUCUACUGUAAUAUUCAAAAAAUAUGAGCCAAUUUUUUUAGAUAUAUUUCAAAAUCCAUAUGAAGAACCACCAAAGUUACUGCGAAGCCGGAAGCAGAGGAGGAUUCCUUGCAGUGUUAAGGAUCUGUUUAAUUUCUGUUGGACACUUUUUGUUUAUACUAAGGGUAAUUUUCGGAUGAUUGGGGAUGACUUAGUAAACUCUUAUCAUUUACUUCUAUGCUGCUUGGAUCUGAUUUUUGCCAAUGCGAUUAUGUGCCCAAAUAGACAAGACUUGCUAAAUCCAUCAUUUAAAGGUUUACCGUCUGAUUUUCAUACUGCUGACUUUAGGGCUUCUGAAGAGCCGCCCUGCAUCAUUGCUGUACUGUGUGAACUGCAUGAUGGACUUCUAGUAGAAGCAAAAGGAAUAAAGGAGCACUACUUUAAGCCAUAUAUUUCAAAACUCUUUGACAGGAAGAUAUUAAAAGGAGAAUGCCUCCUGGACCUUUCAAGUUUUACUGAUAAUAGCAAAGCAGUGAAUAAGGAGUACGAAGAGUAUGUUCUAACUGUUGGUGAUUUUGAUGAGAGGAUCUUUUUGGGGGCAGACGCAGAAGAGGAAAUUGGAACACCUCGAAAGUUCACUGGUGACCCAUUAGGGAAACUGACCGCACAGGCUAAUGUGGAGUAUAACCUUCAACAACACUUUGAAAAAAAAAGGUCAUUUGCACCUUCUACCCCUCUGACAGGACGGAGAUAUUUACGAGAAAAAGAAGCAGUCAUUACUCCUGUUGCAUCAGCCACCCAAAGUGUCAGCCGGUUACAGAGUAUUGUGGCUGGUCUGAAAAAUGCACCAAGUGACCAACUUACAAAUAUUUUUGAAUCUUGUGUGCGUAAUCCUAUGGAAAACAUUAUGAAAAUACUAAAAGGAAUGGGAGAGACUUUCUGCCAACACUAUACUCAAUCAACAGAUGAACAGCCAGGAUCUCACAUAGACUUUGCUGUAAACAGACUAAAGCUGGCAGAAAUUUUGUAUUAUAAAAUACUAGAGACCGUAAUGGUUCAGGAAACACGAAGACUUCAUGGAAUGGACAUGUCAGUUCUUUUAGAGCAAGAUAUAUUUCAUCAUUCCUUGAUGGCUUGUUGUUUGGAAAUUGUGCUCUUUGCCUAUAGCUCACCUCGUACUUUUCCUUGGAUUAUUGAAGUUCUCAACUUGCAACCAUUUUACUUCUAUAAGGUUAUUGAGGUGGUGAUCCGCUCAGAAGAGGGGCUCUCGAGGGACAUGGUGAAACACCUGAACAGCAUUGAAGAACAGAUUUUGGAGAGUUUAGCAUGGAGUCAUGAUUCUGCACUAUGGGAGGCUCUCCAGGUUUCUGCAAACAAAGUUCCUACCUGUGAAGAAGUUAUAUUCCCAAAUAACUUUGAAACAGGAAAUGGAGGAAAUGUACAGGGACAUCUUCCCAUGAUGCCAAUGUCUCCUCUAAUGCACCCAAGAGUCAAGGAAGUUCGAACUGACAGUGGGAGUCUUCGAAGAGAUAUGCAACCAUUGUCUCCAAUUUCUGUCCAUGAACGCUACAGUUCUCCUACCGCAGGGAGUGCUAAGAGAAGACUCUUUGGAGAGGACCCACCAAAGGAAAUGCUUAUGGGCAAGAUCAUAACAGAAGGAACAAAAUUGAAAAUCGCUCCUUCUUCAAGCAUUACUGCUGAAAAUGUAUCAAUUUUACCUGGUCAAACUCUUCUAACAAUGGCCACAGCCCCAUUAACAGGAACAACAGGACAUAAAGUUAUAAUUCCAUCACAUGGUGUUGCAAAUGAUGCUGCAGAGAUCACACUACCUAUUUCCAUGAAUACAAAUCAAGAGUCCAAAGUCAAGAGUCCUGUAUCACUUACUGCUCAUUCAUUAAUUGGUGCUUCUCCAAAACAGACCAGUCUGACUAAAGCACAAGAGGUACAUUCAACUGGAAUAAGCAGGCCAAAGAGAACUGGGUCCUUAGCACUCUUUUACAGAAAGGUCUAUCAUAUGGCAAGUGUACGCUUACGUGAUCUAUGUCUAAAACUGGAUGUUUCAAAUGAGUUACGAAGGAAGAUAUGGACGUGUUUUGAAUUCACUUUAGUUCACUGCCCUGAUCUAAUGAAAGACAGGCAUUUGGAUCAGCUCCUCCUUUGUGCCUUUUAUAUCAUGGCAAAGGUAACAAAAGAAGAAAGAACUUUUCAAGAAAUUAUGAAAAGUUACAGGAAUCAGCCCCAAGCUAAUAGUCACGUAUAUAGAAGUGUUCUGCUGAAAAGUAUCAAGAGAAUUUGUGCAUAUAAUAAGAAUAUAAGAGACUUUGAAAUGAUAGAUUGUGACUUGGAAGAUGCUACAAAAACACCUGACUGUUCCAGUGGACCAGUGAAAGAGGAAAGAGGUGAUCUUAUAAAAUUUUACAAUACAAUAUAUGUAGGAAGAGUGAAGUCAUUUGCACUGAAAUACGACUUGUCAAAUCAGGACCAUGUGAUGGAUGCUCCACCACUCUCUCCUUUUCCACAUAUUAAACAACAGCCAGGCUCACCACGCCGCAUUUCCCAACAGCACUCCAUUUAUAUUUCCCCACACAAGAAUGGGUCAGGCCUUACACCAAGAAGCACUCUGCUGUACAAGUUCAAUGGCAGCCCUUCUAAGAGUUUGAAAGAGAUCAACAACAUGAUAAGGCAAGGUGAGCAGAGAACCAAGAAGCGAGUAAUAGCCAUCGAUAGUGAUGCAGAAUCCCCUGCCAAACGCGUCUGUCAAGAAAAUGAUGAUGUUUUACUGAAACGACUACAGGAUGUUGUCAGUGAAAGAGCAAAUCAUUAAUGUUCUUGCUUCUAUGAUAAAAGCACUUUCAGAUUGUUCUGCAGAAAGUUGGAGCUCUGUCCUUCAAACCUUUUAGCCCUAUGGAUGGUAAAUAUUGCUGGAUUAUAAGAAAAAAAUUGCACAAAAAUGUGCUUUUUAAAAUAUUUAUCCAAAAUGUAAUUGACAGAGAUGUAUUUUGAGUUGGACUGGAAAGGAAUAUUUUAAGUGCCUUUUAAAAAUACUAAUAGUCCGGCUAGAUGCAGUGGCUCACGCCUGUAAUCCCAGGACUUUGGGAGGCCAAGGCGGGCAGAUCACCUGAGGUCAGGAGUUUGAGACUAGCCUGACCAACAUGGAGAAACCCCAUCUCUACUAAAAAUACAAAAUUAGCCAGGUGUGGUGGCACAUGCCUGUAAUCCCAGCUACUUGGGAGGCUGAGGCAGAAUUGCUUGAACUCAGGAAGCAGAGGUUGUGGUGAGCCUAGGUUGCGCCUCUGCACUUCAGCCUGGGCAACAAGAGUAAAACUCCAUCUCAAAAAUAUGUAUAUAUUAAUAGGGAUUUUUUUUUUAAAUGUUUGCUCCUUAAGUUAGUUUUCAAGUUGAAAUUAGGAGAAACCCCAUAACUUUUUAGCUCUCUUUUAAAAAUAAAUGUCUCCUCCUCCUGUGUGUUGUAAUAUGAGGAUAAAUAAUCUACUUUUGGUAAGCAUGCUUUGAGAUAUUUGUAUUCUCAAUUUAAUAUUGAAGGAAGGGGUUGGUUCCCAUAGUACCUGGCCAGAGGGUUAUGUACCAGCCUGUCUCUGGCCCACUGUGGUAAUUCCACAUCCAGGUGCUACCACCAUUCAGGGUUGUCUCCUUCUCGUGCCUUUUCUCUCCUUGAGCUUUAUAAACAGAUUUGUACCUGAGCCCCAAUGCUACACUCAUCCUUGCUUUCCAGCCCUAAGCCAUCUCAGCCUGAUGUCACAACCCAAUAAAUGGGCACUUUCUUCUUUUGUAAACUA